GGGGUUCCCUGGGUUUGGGGUUUGAGGGGUGAUGGUGUGGAUGGUUUGGGAGGGCCCUGGGCUGGGGUUUGGGGGGGUUUCUCUAGUCUGAACUCUUGGGGGUUUCCCUGGUUUGGGGGUUUAGGGGGAGGUGGUGUGAAGGGUCCCUGGGCUGGGGGUUUGGGGCUAGAUCAUGUUGGGGCCCCUGGUGUGGAGGUUUAGGGCAGACCCUGAAUUGGGGUUUAGGGGGAGGUGGUGUGGGGGUCCUGGCUAUGUGAGUUUGGGGAGAUACCCUGGUCUGGGGGUUUAUGGGGAGGUGGAGUUGUAGUCCCUGCUCUGGAGGUUUAGGGGGAGUGCCCAAAUUGGGGUUCAAGGGGACAUGAUGUGGGGGUCCCUGCCCUGGGGGGUUGUGGGGAGGUGAUGUGGAAGGUCCCUGGGGGUUUUUGGGGAUGCUCCAUGUGUCCUGAGCAGAUCUCAUUGAGGUGAGCAAAGCAGGUCCCACCUCUGCACAUCCCUCUGCAGCUCCAGGGGUAAAACCAGCCCCAGACUGGUGCUGCUGGUGGGCAGUGGCCUUGCUGAGGGCUGGGGCUCAGAGUUCAGGGUCACUUGUCUUGUUUUGUGUCCAAUGAAGUUUUGGGUGGUGCUUUUAUAGGAAAACUUGGAUUUUGUGCUUUGCUGCCCCACUUGUGCCACUGAUGCUGGGUCUGCCUGUUCCAGGUUGUGGCAAACACUUGGACAUCUCUUUCUGCAGCGGCUGGAGAACUGUCCUGGCCCCUGGGGACCAGAGGGGACCAUGCAGGUACAGCUGUUCCUCCUGCAUGGUGUUUGUGCCACUGGUGCCACCAGCCAGGCAGCCCCUGCAGCCCCCAGAAUUGCUGUUCCUCCUCAGAAAGAGCAAUUCCCCACAGGGAGCAGGGAAAGGUCUUCCCAGUGGUUCCUCUGAGGAUCUGGGAUAGGGAGGGGCGGUCAUUCCUUGCAAAACACUCCGUGGAGAUGGGGAAAACAAAGCCGCCCCUGUGAAGCAGCUCAGAUCUAUUUGAGAAGAGUUUUCCCUCUGAUUAAUUGUGGGGGUGUGUGUAUGUGCUGGGAAAGGCACUAAUGUUUACUGGAAUUGGGCUAUAAAUGGUUGCUAACUUCUCGUUCCCUGCGUGAUAAAUAUCAUAAUUGAUGCUACAAUAUGUUAACAUUCUGAACAUGAGCUCCUCUUUUCCUAUGGAUUUAUUCUCAUGCACGGGUAGUGUGGAGGGUUUGAAGACACCUUCCUUCAAAGAUUAGGGGAUCUUCACAUCUUUCCUCUGUAUUAGGAGGAGGAUAAGACAUCCUUUUUUAAAAGAAGAGAUGAAUAUCAGCCGGCUUUGGUAUGCAGAAAUAACUUACUGAAAUUGUUAAAUGCAAUUCUUGUCAAAUUUACGGAGCUGGGCUGAACAACUUGUAAUUUUAUUAAAUCCUGGGAAAGUGGUCAACAAACCUGGGAGCUUCCACUUAUCCUGGCAAACUUGUGUUAAAUGGUGAAACCUGUCCUAACACGGCAGAACAUGGAGAAGAAUCCUUCCUCUUAAGCUGUAACUUAUUAAAAAAUAUGUUUUUAGCCAUGUGUGAGCUUAGAGAACAAAAUCAGUUCAGGAAGAGGGGAUUGCAGCACUGUUAAAACUCCCUGUGUCAAACAACUAAUUUUAGACCUGGGCUUUAAAUGUGCCUUUGCAGUAUAUUUUUAUGCUUCAACUCUCUGCUUCAGACCUUCAAAUUUUAUUUGGGUGAUGGAUUUCUGUCAAAAUUGGUCGACAUUUAGCACUAAAGUCAGGCUGAAAUAUGAAUCCAGCACUUUAGGACUCCUUUUAUUUUGUGUGUAGAGCCUGGGGUUCUCAUCCCCCUUAUUAACUCUUGCAAGAGUGUUCAGGUUCAUACUUUUGGAAGAAUGAUUCUGUUGAAGUUUCAUUCCCUCUCCAAGUAGAGAUUGAUUGAUGUAGUGAACCCAGGAGGGAUUUUACAGAUGGUGAAAUUUCCUGUUAAUUAGCAAAUAGCCUUUGGUAGCACAUCCAUUGCUUUUUGCCUCUUGUUUUGGGGUCAUGGGGGUUAUUUCCUUAUGUCAUCACAGAGUCCAAGGGACAGUUUACAGCUUUUUCUCUCCUGUUUCAGUUUUCCUGGUAUUUUGUUUCCAGCUUGUGGAGAUCAGAGGUUUAUGGCUGUGUGUGUCUGCUCUGCAAGCUCUCAGGGUAGGGAUAGGGUUUGGUGGGGCUUUUCAGGGCAGAGCUGUUUCUUUAUGUCCAGGUUCAAUUUCCUUCAGAGGGGACGGCUCAUUUUAGGAGCAAAAUGGGAUUAGGCCAGGUUUUGUAAAGAAAAUAACUGUAUUCUUGGCACCAUGCCUUCCCAGGAUGCGAACAUCCAGAGUCCUUUGAGAUCAAGUUCUGUCUUUUUAUAGAGGAGGAGAUGCUUGACGUUACCUCGGGCUUUGGGAGAGCUGCCAGGUACCCAAUCUGUGCUCCAGUAUUAAUUGCACAUCUCAGAUUCCAAUCACCCCAUUUGCACAAACCUCUGUGUUAUCCUGAUGCUCCCUGCUGGAAAAAAAACCCCUCACACACUGCUGCUGGAGCUGUUGGAUUUGCACAUGGAGGCUUUCACAGAAUCAUGGAAUGGUUUGCGUUGGAAGAGACCUUAAAGCUCAUCUCAUUCCAUGGAAGGGGCACCUUCCGCUAUUCCCAGGUGGCUCCAAGCCCCAUCCAACCUGGCCCUGGACACUUCCAGGGAUCUAGGGGCAGCUCUGGGAAAUCUCUUUGGGGUUUUUUUUUGGGUGGCAUCAAGAAUAAAGCCAAUACCCAGACGCGUGAUCUCUCCCUCCAUUGUUCUCUCCAAAGAUUUUUGUCCCCUCUUUCUAAAACCGGAAUUUCUGUCAGCUCGGGGGGGUCACUUGGCCCCGUUUUCACAGGAGUGGGAGCAGCAUCAUCCUGCCCCCUUGGGAAGCCGGACGAGCCUGCUCGGCAGGGCUGGGUGGCUGGUCCGUGUGAGGCGGCCGUGGGCAGGAGCCGUGUCCCGGAGCUGCGGGCUGCAGGUGGCAGCAGCGCCCUUCCCUUCCCUGCGGCAGCCGGGGAUGCUGCGGCACAGCCCGGCCACAGCGCCAGCCCGGCUCGCUGCUCCAGGAGCACAUCGGCACCUCGCAGCCACACUCUGCGCCUCCCCCGCCUCCUCCCCAACAGGAAUCCGGAUCCUUGGAGAGAGGGGAGGGGAAGAGAAGCCUUUCUGCAUCGCGCAGUGCCAGACAGAGCCCGAAUGAGGAUCACAGGAUGGAGACUGGCAAAGUCCGGAGCCUCUGUAGUGGGACGGGAAGGCAGAGUCUUACAGGAGGAAUGCCAAAGGGUGUGCGAGCAUACAGACAAAUUGCUGGUGGAUGAAUUUCUGGGAAAUAAACCUGGCAAAUUAGAAUUGUUAAAGCAACUGCUGAAAUGGCUGCUGCCACUGAAUUGUCAAAAUAGGGGAGUGCAGAGCUCCUCAGCUAAUUUACACAGCACCAAAGCAAAAAUAAUGGGGUAAUAAUGAGCAGUUAUUGGUCCUGGCUCUCCUCACUCAUUAUCUGAAGUGAAGACGUUUAUCAGGACAGAAUUAAGCUGGCAAGAUGUGCCUGUGACACAAUUACAGUGGGCACUCAGAAGCAGGGGGGAUUUGAGGAAUGGCAAACAGGCAGAAAUAAUCAUCGCUGCAGGAAAGCAGGUGAGGAGGGUCAGGGCUCCUGGAGUGGUGUUUAGGUCACUUAGAAGGGUGAGUGAGGUGGUUUGGGGAGGGGAACAAUGGGAUCUGGCUCACCUGCAGGAGCAGUAAUGCCGUGAGUGGUGUCGAACAUUUGGGUGUGCCUGGGUUUGAAUGUUUUAGUGCCGCUGAUGUUGGGCAGCCUCUCGGCUCCAUAAGCCCUUCCCAAGCUACUCCAGGGAGAAGGGAGACCUUCCCCAAGUGUGCCAAGUUCAUUUGACCCAGACUGUGGGAUCCCAGGACCACUGAGGUUGGAAAAGUCUUGAGGACCGAGUCAAACCUGUGCCCCAUCCCCACCUUGUCACCAGCCCUGAGUACCACAUCCAGGCCUUCCUUGGACACCUCCAGGG
Messenger RNA from Cyanistes caeruleus (blue tit), 4067 nucleotides. The record is from RefSeq and is a predicted model, not a curated record. Lineage: Eukaryota; Metazoa; Chordata; Aves; Passeriformes; Paridae.